This is a messenger RNA of Cokeromyces recurvatus, 391 nucleotides long. RefSeq lists its product as uncharacterized. The transcript has a single exon. The record is from RefSeq and is a predicted model, not a curated record. Lineage: Eukaryota; Fungi; Mucoromycota; Mucoromycetes; Mucorales; Mucoraceae. The annotation marks the transcript as partial.
AUGUACACUUUAGUCGGUCACACGCCACUGAAUGCUUGCAUAUGCACAUCCGUUUAUUCUUGCCACGAUCAAUUGCAGAUCCCCUUUCCUUUCUUUUAAAUCAUCUCCCUCAGCAUAAGCACCGAAAUUCUCAGGAUGUUUCUGCUUGGUUCUAUCGCUGGCCAGUUAUGUGUACCAUUCUACAGGAAAUAGAUUACUUAAUGCACGAUAAACUACCCCCUCCACUUCUUGAUCCAGGCAGAAAAUUACUCAACUGGUUGUCUCUUUAAACUUGUUAGCAAUAUCCCCUUUCUUUCUCACCUUCUCUUCUCCCUUUCCUUUACCUUUUUACCUCUUGUCCCAUAAGAGGGUUUUUAGAUACUUUCUUCACAUGAUUUGAACUGACCUGGGC